AUGGACGCCAAUGAUAGUAGUGCAACUUUACUGCCAACGACGAUAACACAUGGCGAUAACAACCAACAUACGAUUAGCGCGGACGAUCUGGAAAAUGCUACGAAAGCUGUCUACAUCGCAGUCAUAAUUCCUAUAUCCUUGUUCCUCAAUUUAACUUUAAUUCGUGCUCACUAUCGUCUAAAAUCAGUGGAAGUAUCAGUAUUUGGACAGUUUACAAUAAAUCUAAUAAUGGCUUGCCUUGUACCCACGGUAUUACUAUUGCCAUUUUUAUUCGCUGUCCAAAUGAACGCCGGUUCAUGGCCCCUUCAGUGGAUAGGUUGUAGGUAUGCCACAUUUAUCCUGAACGUAAGUAAUCAUGCAAUCUAUAUAACGCUGGCGUUCAUGCAUAUGGAUCGCUACUUGAUUUAUUCAUUUCCUGAUCAGUACCACCUAAGAAUGCCUCGAGAUCGUGGAGUAUUUCUGUGUAUUGUAAGUUGGGUAGUUAGCAUAGCUUUUACUAUACCUUAUGCGUUGACCAAUUUCGACUGGGCUCAUAUUACUCCCUCAAAGAACUUGUCAACAAAUGCUACCAAUUCAUCAUUAUUUUGCAAUCAGACUACUACUAAAAGUUGCCAUGCCAAGCGCUUAGUGUGUGUCCCUUGGCCUGAAGGUCAAAGUAAUUAUUUAACAUUUGCUAUAAUUCAAGGACUAAUCUUGUACGGGUUACCUUUGAUACUUUUCAUUUUCUGUCAAGUUAAAAUCGUUCGACAUUCUAAAAAGAAAUUGAAAAAAUCUCAAGGUCGCGGUCAUCUCAAUUCGUUUACAAUUCGUCGUCCUUCAAGUCGUCCUAAAUUAGAGUCGCCAGUAACAGUGGGCAGGUCGUUUCAUGUCUUGACUACUAUCGAAGGGUCGUAUUUCAUAUUCUGCUUACCUUACGUCAUUAUAAGCUUUAUUGGCAAUUGGAUAGCGCCAAUACGCGGUCUUCAUUCCAUUGAUGGCUUUAUCAUUCUGUUAAAUAGCACCUUUUACAUCAUUACACCUUUAUGUAUUAUUGCGCGCGAUCGUUUAAUGAGACGUAGAUUUAAGCGUGUCCAUAAAUGCUUAUUUGAGCACAUGCAAUACAAUAAAGCAGUUAAAUGGCAUCAUCAUCACAGUCAUCAUCAUCAUCAUCAGACACAACAUCAUACUGAAGCGGUUACUUCCGAGACUCCUCUACAAGCAAUGCCAGCGCCAAGUACGGUAUAUCCUGAAGUAAACCUUACCCAAUUAACAUCAGUCAAUUUGAACCCAGCAGAUGAGACACCUGAUAUUGCCACUACUGGAGCGAUUAUUGUACAAGGCGACGACAUUUGUGAGGUUAACCAUAGAGAUAUUCAAGAAACGAUUACCGAAAAAAAUCUUCCCACAGCUUCAACAAGUAAACAAACAUCUGGUCGUGGAUUUUUUAGUACGAUCUCGCCAUUAAAAAACUACCUUUCUUUCCGUUCUAAUGAACGACGUGCUCAUGCCGCAGCAGAAGGUAACGACACUAACAAAGAUGCUACUUAUAUACCUAAAGGAUCAAUGUUUUUCCAUGGACUUCCACCUCCGAAACUUUUUGGUGGUUCAGUCGGUAUUCGAUUGCAAGUUGACUCUGCUAGCGUAAAGACUGUAGAGCGUUGGAGAACUACACAAAAACAAACUGCUGCCGAUGGUGACGAUUAUAGUAUUGCUAGUAGUCAGCACUCGGAAGCACCUCAUUCAGCACAACAUGUCUAA
Trichoplax adhaerens is the source of this 1737-nucleotide messenger RNA. RefSeq lists its product as uncharacterized. The transcript has a single exon. The record is from RefSeq and is a predicted model, not a curated record. Gene Ontology annotation, cellular component: membrane. NCBI's taxonomy places the organism in Eukaryota, Metazoa, Placozoa, Uniplacotomia, Trichoplacea, Trichoplacidae. Gene Ontology annotation, molecular function: peptide binding; G protein-coupled receptor activity. Gene Ontology annotation, biological process: G protein-coupled receptor signaling pathway. The coding region runs from base 1 to 1737 and encodes 578 amino acids.